AUGACAUUUGACAGACAUCGGCACCCGGCCCGGAAAUGUGCUGAAACUUUUAAACAGAGUAAACACUGGGUGUUAUCUUCUGAUAUUCUUGUACAUUAUGAUGUCAAUAAGCCACUAGUGCUUACAUGUGAUGCAAGCCCUCGAGGCGUGGGGGCGGUGUUGUCCCAUUUGAUUGAUGGCGAAGAGAGGCCUAUUGCUUUCGCCUCUAAAACUCUAAGUCAAAGUGAGAAAAAUUAUUCUCAGCUUCAUAGGGAAGCUCUAGCAUUAGUAUUUGGUGCUAAGAAAUUUCAUAAGUAUAUUUACGGGAGAAAACAUGUCAUAUUACAGAGUGACCACCAGCCGUUGGCUACUAUCUUUGGCUCAAAGCGAGGAACUCCAAGCCUAGCCGCAGCGCGCCUACAGAGAUGGGCCCUGAUUUUGGCUUCGUAUGACUUCGAAGUGAGAUAUCGCAAGGCGUCUGAUGUGCCACAUGCCGAUGCCUUAUCCCGGUUGCCGUUACCGGCAAGUGAUUCACUGGAACUGGAAAACAACUUUAUCUCGCACACUCAGGAAUGCGUGGAGGUACUAAACUGCUUCAGCACGGUGAGUACCGAAUCACCUAUCACUUCUAAGGAAAUUGCUAAAUUCACUGGUACUGAUCCUAUAUUAUCUAAAGUAAGAGAUUAUGUUUGGCACGGCUGGCAUGGCGCUGUGGAUAAAGAGUUAUUGCCUUAUGUAAAAAGGAAAGAUGAACUUUCUGUGGAUAGUAAUUGUCUUCUGUGGGGGGCCCGUGUGGUCAUUCCGACAAAAUUGAGGAAUCAAGUUUUAGAAUUGCUUCAUGAUCAACAUCCAGGCAUUACACGGAUGAAGCUGUUAUCACGUAGCUAUGUGUGGUGGCCCGGUAUAGAACAAGGUAUUGAAGAAACAGUGUCUUCUUGUUAUAUUUGUCAGUGUACGAGGAAUGCAGCUCCAAAAGUCCCUCUCCAACAGUGGCCCCGUGUGUAUGGCAGAUGGCAACGGGUGCACAUAGAUUUCGCUGAAGAUACUAAUUCUAGGCAACAAAUGUUAGUACUAGUAGACAGUUUUUCCAAGUGGAUCGAGGUGUUUGUUAUGAAAUCUACUAGUUCUCUCAAGACCAUUGAGCGUCUCCGUUCACUUUUUGCAUCGUAUGGGCUUCCAGACACUCUAGUAUCUGAUAAUGGCCCUUCUUUUACAAGUUUUGAGUUCAAAGAAUUCUUAAAGAAGAAUGGAGUAAGGUUUGUCUUAUCACCUCCUUAUCAUCCUGCGUCAAAUGGUGCGGCCGAGCGGUGCGUUCAAGAAGUGAAGAAGAACCUGUUGAGACAGGUGUUGAGUGAAGGUGGUACUGGUUCUCUGACUUUGCAACAUUAA
Molecule: messenger RNA, 1368 nt
Organism: Macrosteles quadrilineatus (aster leafhopper)
Lineage: Eukaryota; Metazoa; Arthropoda; Insecta; Hemiptera; Cicadellidae
Exons: 2
Coding region: 1-1368 (455 amino acids)
Biological process (GO): DNA integration
Molecular function (GO): nucleic acid binding
Source: RefSeq, a predicted model, not a curated record